This is a messenger RNA of Mycetomoellerius zeteki, 816 nucleotides long. RefSeq lists its product as uncharacterized. The coding region runs from base 1 to 816 and encodes 271 amino acids. The transcript has a single exon. Lineage: Eukaryota; Metazoa; Arthropoda; Insecta; Hymenoptera; Formicidae. Gene Ontology annotation, cellular component: nucleus. The record is from RefSeq and is a predicted model, not a curated record. Gene Ontology annotation, molecular function: DNA binding.
AUGCAGGGCUGUUACAUGGAUGAUGCAUCACCUGGAGCUGUUGGAUUUGCAAAUGAGUCGGGGUGGAUGUGCCAACCAGAUUUCGUGAAGUACAUGAAACACUUCAUUGAACGAAGUAAUUCGUCGUUGACAAAUCCAACGUUACUCCUGAUCGACAACCACAGCUCGCAUUUAUCUGUCGAGGUUUUGGAUAUGGCCGUAGAAAAUGGCGUGACGCUUUUAUCGUUCUCACCUCACUGCAGCCAUAAACUACAACCUCUAGAUGUGUCGGUAUAUGGCCCGGUAAAAAGCUACUAUAAGACUCAGUGCAAUGCUUGGCAGAAAAACAACGCUAACAAAGUCAUUGAAAUUCGCCAUAUUGCUAGCUUAGUGCAAAAAGCGUUGGACUUGGCGCUUACUCCAUGCAAUAUAAAAGCAGGGUUUCAAGCCACUGGAAUUUCGCCAUUCAACCCGAAUGCAUUCACCGACUCAGACUUCGUUCAGGCGGUAGUUGAUGAUGAAAAUGAUAAAGUUAUUGCAGCUGAGUCAGAAGAAAGUAACAUGGAAUUGCAGCGUCGCAUUCUUAUAAACGUACCAGAAAUAGUUGCGCAUGAAGAGACCAGUACAUCAAAAACAUCAAGUACGAUGUCCUCGAUUUUGUCUUCCGUCGGACCUUUGUGUGCUUCAACUCCAGGCAAAAAAUGUAAUCGUGGCCGGAAACCAAUGAAGAGCUGCGUUUUAACAUCGCCGGAAAAUAUCUCCGAAGCGAAAGAAAAGGAAAAAAAAAAUUGGUUGCUAAAGAAAAAGCCACCGCGAAUAAAGAAAAGAGGCUACUAA